UUACGAGCGUAUAAUUUUUGCCAACACUUUUCCCCCGCAAAAAGCGAGACUAAGUUAUAAAAUAUUAAACACCACGCAAAAAAUAUACGUUAAAUCCUAAGUAAUUGUGGGGAAGAAUUUAAAAAAUAAAGGUGUCGUGGUAAGAAGAUUAUGAGGAAAAGGUUUUAUGAAUAGUGUCAGGAUAAACUUUAUUUGUGGUUUUUGCCCUUCCAAGUCGAAGUAGUAUAUAGCUUAUAAGUUGCGACCUCGCAAGUCGAAGUACCAUUCACGCAUCGACUAUUGCCGCGCGCGCGAAAAAGUUCACUGCACUGUAUAAAGGCUGUGUAGAAUAUGUUCUCCAAGAUGAUUUUUGCUAAAGUAUGUUUGGCUCUGGCCCUCCUGAUUGGUGCUGAUGCAUACUCUAGCGGUGCACCAGAGAGCGCUUGUAAGGACAUGAUUCCACGCCACCCUGUUGAAGCGCAGACAAGACCAGCUCCAUACAAAAUCACCACUAGCACUAAGGUCGUCAAAGCUGGAACACCAAUGGAAGUGACAUUAUCAGGAAACUCUCCCUCGGAUACCAUUCGUGGUAUCAUGCUGCAGGCUAGAGGAAGCGAUGAUAAACCAGUCGGAACCUUUACUGUCUCCCCCAACAAUCCCUUGGCCAGACUUAUGAAAUGCGACAACAAAGACGACACUAUCACACACAAGAAGCACGAUGCUAAAGAAGACAAGCAAACGGCCACAUUCACAUGGACACCACCUGCAACCCUUAACGACGUAGUUAAAUUCAGAGCCACGAUCGCCCUGAACGGCGCCGUCUUCUGGGUCGGAGUUGAAUCCGCACCUGUCAAAGUAUCAGCCUAAUUCAGAUGAAUUUUCUCAUACUUCUUGUAUUUAUAAAGUAUUAUAUUUCAAAUAGAUUAUUUUCGCUUAAAUAAAUAUUUAAAAUAAAACGGAAUUUUAAUA
This is a messenger RNA of Pieris brassicae (large cabbage white), 948 nucleotides long. RefSeq names its product putative defense protein Hdd11 (gene irp2). The record is from RefSeq and is a predicted model, not a curated record. The transcript is spliced from 6 exons. Gene Ontology annotation, molecular function: oxidoreductase activity, acting on metal ions. Lineage: Eukaryota; Metazoa; Arthropoda; Insecta; Lepidoptera; Pieridae. Bases 331 to 846 code for a protein of 171 amino acids.